AUGCCAUCAUAUGCCAUAACAGGUGCAGCUCGGGGGAUUGGCUUUGAAUUUGUCAAUCAACUCUCCGCUGAUUCUGGGAACAUCGUUUUCGCCCUUGUACGCAAUGAGGCCACUGCGAACAAGCUUAAGGAGCUGGGAAGGCAUAAUGUCCACAUUAUCGAGGCCGAUAUCACUAAUAACAAGGCUUUGAAGUACGCUGCUGCAGAGGUUUCUCGAUUGACAGGCAACUCGCUUGACUACUUGAUCAACAACGCUGGGUUCGUAGAGUCUGAAAGAGAAGGAUUGACUCUUGAUUCGUACUCCUCAGAAGAGUUGCUCACUAAGGAUCUCCUGGAUUCGUUCAACAUCAACGUCGUCGGUAUCAUCCACACCAUCAACAUCUUCCUCCCGCUACUCAAGAACGGAAAAGCAAAGACAGUCGUCACUCUCAGUACUGGAUUAGGAGACCUUGAUAUGACGAUGGGCUCUGAAUUAAUCACCUCUGGACCGUACUCCAUCUCGAAAGCCGCGGUGAAUAUGGUCAAUGCCAAGUAUGCUGCUCAAUACAAGUCAGAGGGCUUCAUCUUUUUGGCGAUUAGCCCAGGACUUGUAGACACUAGCACCAGGGCCCCUACUGAAAAGGAACUGGAACAGUUGAUGGCGAUGAUUGGGAAGUUCAGAAACGCCUACCCCGAUUUCACGGGGCCAAUCACGCCAGAGACAUCUGUCCGAAUGCAACUCGAGGUCAUCAAUCGGAUCACCGUCAAUGACACUGGCGCGUUCAUCUCACAUAAAGGGAAUAAGGAAUGGUUGUAG
Molecule: messenger RNA, 795 nt
Organism: Suillus subalutaceus
Lineage: Eukaryota; Fungi; Basidiomycota; Agaricomycetes; Boletales; Suillaceae
Exons: 6
Coding region: 1-795 (264 amino acids)
Molecular function (GO): oxidoreductase activity, acting on the CH-OH group of donors, NAD or NADP as acceptor
Source: RefSeq, a predicted model, not a curated record